Messenger RNA from Phragmites australis (common reed), 1288 nucleotides. RefSeq names its product formin-like protein 16. The transcript has a single exon. The record is from RefSeq and is a predicted model, not a curated record. NCBI's taxonomy places the organism in Eukaryota, Viridiplantae, Streptophyta, Magnoliopsida, Poales, Poaceae. The coding region runs from base 110 to 1132 and encodes 340 amino acids.
CCUCGCCGUCGUCGUCUCCAUUCCUUCUCUCUCUCUUCUGUUUUGUUCGUUUCCGCCAAGAAGGAGAGAGAAGAAGAAGCGCAGGAGCCCGACGUCCACGCUUCUCGAGAUGGCUUCCGCGGCCGCGUCGCGCCCACCGGCCCCGCCUCCACCGCCGCCGGCGGUGCAGUGGCUGGGCCCGCGGGUGUCGUUCAGCUUCGACGAAGCGGGCGGAGGAGGAGGGAGGGAGGCGGUGGCGGGCGGGAAGCCCAGCGCCGGCGCUGACUUCGAGUUCCUGCUCGCCGGGUGCUCCGCCGUGUCCAUGCUCCCCGCCGACGAGCUCUUCUCCGGGGGGAAGCUGGUGCCGCUUCGCAUCCCCGCGUCGGCGGAGGGGGUACCGGUUGGGGUGGAAGCGACGACGUUGCUGCCGAAGCAGGAGCCGGCGCCGGCGCAGCAACAGCCGGAGACGCCCCGAGCGGAGGAGACCGCGGCGAAGGGUGUGGCCGCCUCUGAGGAGCCAAAGAUCCCGGCGAGGAGGUGGCGGGAUCUGCUCCGGCUGCGGAAGCAGCAGGUAUCGUCGGGGUCGGCGUCGACGUCGGAGCCGAGGCCGCUAGGCCGGCUCCUCCGCCGCGGGCCGAAGCCGCCGGAGUCGGAGCCGUCUCUCAGCCUCCCCCUCCUCCGCGAGUCCGGCUCCGACGAGCCGGACAAGCCCGAGAAGACCUCGCCAGCGCCGAUCCCGACCCCAACGCCGCCACCUCCGUCCCAGCACCAGAACCUGCCACCCAAGAUCCGCCUCUCCCCGUCGCAGGCCACGGCGCCCCCGCCUCCGGCCGCCGUCGCGGCCGACAGCCCGCGCCUGAACGCCGCCGGCAAGGUGGUGUUCAACGGGCUCGGCCGCAGCUCCAGCAGCCCGAGCAGCCUCGCCGGCGGCCGCCGCCACCGUGCCGGCUCCGGCGGCGCCAUCGAGCGGUCCUACUCGGCGCACGUCCGCGUGGCGCCCGUCCUGAACGUGCCCGUCUGCUCCCUCCGCGGCUCCCGCAAGUCCGUCUCUGUCCUGGGCAUCGACCGCUUCUUCUCCCCCGCCUCCUCCGCCACCUCCGCCGCGGGAAAGAAGGCCAAGGCGGCGAAGAAGGAAGUAACCGCCGCCAAGUAACUCCGUGCCGGCAUCGCCAUUGAUGAGUUCCUUCUUUUAAUCCUUGCUUAAUUAGGCAGUUAAUACUCCUCGCAGAUAAAGUACUUCGGCAUGUAAAUACAGGUGAGUUGGAUGGGAUGAGCGAAUGAGCAAGUAAUUUUUACCAUUUUUACAGUA